This is a messenger RNA of Chilo suppressalis (striped riceborer), 1439 nucleotides long. Lineage: Eukaryota; Metazoa; Arthropoda; Insecta; Lepidoptera; Crambidae. The record is from the annotation of a GenBank genome assembly.
AGUUUAAAGUCGUAGUAAUUGUGUGUUCUUCGGAUAAAACGUGAAUAAUAGACAGUUUCAUCCUCACAAUGUCGUUAUCGCCUCAGGUUUUGCUAUCUAAUAUGGUCAGAGAACGCUGCGUUACCAAGUUAAAAGAACUUCCAGCAUUGAUAACUAGAAAAUCAAAAAAUAAGGCACAAGCUUCGGUUCUCGUACCUAUUUGUGUUGAUAAUGGCAGAGUGUGUCUCCUUUAUACAUUACGAUCUUCAAACCUGAAAGCACACAGUGGUCAGGUGUCAUUUCCAGGAGGAAAGGCAGAUGAAAACGAAUCAGUUAUUAGGACUGCUUUGAGGGAGACUGAGGAAGAGAUCGGUAUCCCUCACGACAGUAUAGACGUAUGGACGGUAAUGCCUCAAGUUGAAGGCAGGAACAGAGAAAUAAGAAUAACUCCAGUUGUGGGAGUAAUCAACAACUUUGACAUGAAAAAUUUAACUCCAAACCUGCAUGAAGUCGAUGAAAUAUUUACUGUAUCUAUGGAAGAACUGUGUAACAAGGAAAUUCAUGGGCAUGUGCCCUAUGAGAAUAUAAAUAUACCAGUGUACAAUACUGCGAAACACAGAAUUUGGGGCAUUACCGCAGUAAUAACUCAUUUUUUCCUGCAAAGUUUUCUCCCUGAAAAUAUAUAUGAACUGGAUGAAAUGAGAAAGCAAUACACAUUCAAAGAGCUGAUGCCUUCAAAAUUAUAGUUUCGUAAACAUAUUAAUUUGGAAGAUUUUAGUUAUUUAUAGUAGAUGAAACUCUUAGUUAUCUGUAAUUGUAAUAUAUUAGUUGGGUACCUACUUUGGAUAAAGUAAGUAAGUGGAAAAAGUAUGUGGUACAAAGUAAUACUAAUAUAGGAUAUAAAAAUUAUUGAUAUGUGGAAUGUCUGUAUUAUUAUUUCUUACUAUAGUUGUGAUUAACUUAGACAAAGUGCAGCCAUCAAAAGUGUUACUUAUUUUGACAGAAUUAAAUUUUAGUUUCAGACCUCUUCAUUAGAUCGAAAGUGUACUUUAUUCUGUACCCUUAGCACAAACCAUUAUUGAAUUCGAAUAGUUUGGGAGUCCGAAAUGUCAUUGUGAAAUUUUAAAUGAAAACUUGAACAUCAGCGCCAUAACGUACGUAACUAGAACUAAAAAUCAGUACACAUUUGACAAUUACAUUUCAUACUUGCAAACAAUACACAUUCGAUAUUGGUUUGUGCUAGGGGUACUGUUAGCUAAAGGAAUUGACACAACCUGUCAGGAUCGCAUUCUUUUGUUGGCUGCACUUUAAAGAACUUAACAAACUUUUUACAUUCUUAGGUUAGUUAUAUAUAACAACAGUGAAUUUACAAAUAAAAUAACAUAUAAGACAUAAUAAAUUUAUAAUAAGAAUCUAAUAUAAUGAUUUUGUAUACAAUAGACAAAUAUUCAGUGAGAAAA